AUGCCUCUCCCGGGAGUCCCCAGAGCCAUGACUGCAACUGUGCAGACGCUGCGGUUCAAGCUGCUGCCGCACGAACCGGGCCAGGAGUGGGGGCACAGCUGCCAGCAGGAAAUUGAGCGUCGCUACCAGGUGGUGCCCUCGGUGGUGUGUGCCAUGUGCUGCCUCUUCGGCAUCAUCUACUGCUUUUUUGGCUACCGCUGCUUCAAGGCCGUCAUGUUCCUGACGGGGGUGAUGUUCGGCUCCAUCAUCAUCUUCAUGCUGUGCUACAAGGAGCGGGUGCUGGACACGCAGCUGAGCGUGGAGGCGUCGGUUGGCAUCGGGCUGGGCAUCGGGGUCCUGUGCGGGCUGGUCACCAUGCUGGUGCGCAGCGUCGGCCUCUUCAUGGUGGGGCUGCUCCUGGGGCUGGUUCUCGCCGCGGUAUCCACUGCCGUCUUCGGCAGCGCCAUCAUGACCGUCACCGUCGACUACUUCAUUGAGCUCUUCCUCUUGGUGCAGUACAUUUAUGAGCGCAUCAAGGUGGCCCCCCCUCGCCCCGUGUGCUGGUACAGCUGGGUCAUCCUGGGCGUCUGGCCACUCCUCACCACGCUGGGUGUCCUGGUCCAGUGG
Messenger RNA from Pelecanus crispus (Dalmatian pelican), 606 nucleotides. The record is from RefSeq and is a predicted model, not a curated record. Lineage: Eukaryota; Metazoa; Chordata; Aves; Pelecaniformes; Pelecanidae.